This is a messenger RNA of Paramuricea clavata, 4411 nucleotides long. NCBI's taxonomy places the organism in Eukaryota, Metazoa, Cnidaria, Anthozoa, Malacalcyonacea, Plexauridae. The record is from the annotation of a GenBank genome assembly.
GUCAGUCCCGCGAGAAAGCUGCGCUCCACCUGAUAACCAAUGUAUUGUUGAGAAAUUACAGUAAGCAAGCUCUACCCAUGGUUAGCUUCAAAGAGCCAGUCAAAGUGACCAUUCAGCUCAUACUGCGCAGACUGGUUGAAGUGGUAUGUGCCUGCAUUUCUUGGGCAAAAAGACAUUGCAGUAUAGAGCAAGGCAUGACAUCGCUGACGGCAGGCGGCAGAUUAGGGCAGUUUGUAUAAUCCUAACGUAAUAGGGUAAAAUGGUGUGAAGUACUUAGCUGACAUUAGAUUGGAGUAAAUUAGAUAUUAGUAAAAUAGAUUAUAUGUUACUUCGUUUUAAUAAUGUAGUAAAAUGGUCUGUAAUUGAACUACAGAAUAGCAAUGUUACAUUAGAUUGGAAUUUAUGGAAUGAAGACUAAAUGAAGAAUAUUCAUUAAUACGUCAGCUAGUGGAAUAGAUAAGACCAUGGUGGAAAAUAGUAAAAUGGAUUUCAGGCAAGAAUAAGCAGGGAAUACAAAGCAAAUGAACAUAUUUAACGCAGGCAUAUAGUUGAGGGACACACAGUUACAGAUAAGACGAUUACAUUCGACCACAAUGAAGAAGAUUAGGGCAGAUUAGGUUGUAGACAAAUUGAAGUGGACAGAUUAUUGAAAAGAAAGGAUAAAGUUAAUUAGAUUAAAAUGCGGUGACUUGAUGUAGAAUAUAUUAGAUAUUUAGUGGAAUAUUUGGCGACCUUAGUGAAUUAGUCAAUGUAGAGAUAGGAAAAUGAAACAUAUAUUGGAUUAAUUAAAGAACGAUCCCAAGAACUAGAGACAAAACUGUAUGACAGAAACGAAAUGGACAACUUGCAUGUUAGACUAUAAAUUUUAAUCUAUGUAAAGAGAGGGAAUCAAACACCAUGACGCUAAAAAGAACAUAAUGAAAUUAGUAAAAUUGCAAAAUUUGGUUACGAAAUGUUGUAAAGCUUGGAAAAUAUAGCCUUGCAAAGUUUGCAAAUUUUGUAUAUGUUUGUAUUACGUGCGGGAAUUGUUGCAUUUUCGGCUCAAAAUUGGUAACACGUAAUACAAACAUAUACAAAAUAUGCAAACUUUGCAAGGCUAUAUUUUCCGUAUUUUACAACAUUUCGUAACCAAAUUUUACAAUUUUACAAAUUUUAAUAAGUUCUUUACGGGAAUUUACUUUUUUGCCUAGAUCAUCAAAAAUUAGUCUGACGUGCAAGUUGUCUAUUGCCCGCUCUCAUUUGUCUCAUCUGAAUGAGGCAUAAGAAUAGUAUAGAAGAGUUAAAAGAUUAGACUAAACUGCAUGGUUUCAAUGAAGAAUUGUGUUCACAUAUAAGUCAGAUAUUUUUUGGUAGAAUACACUUUGCAAGCCAAGGAGCAUUCUGUCAUAGUUUAUUAUCAGCUGUAAUUAUUUUUUUUGUUUAGAAUGAAAAGAGCCAAUAUGUAACAAUAUAUUCUGGAGUAAUGAUAAAAUGGAACAAUCCAAUACUUCGAUGGGAUCCAAAACAACACGUGGACAUUGAUCAUGUCCAUCUUCAACAUGAUCGUGUCUGGGUUCCUGAUAUAACAUUGUAUAACACGUGAGUAUAUAGUCAGGGCCGCCAAGAGGGGGGGGCAAAGGGGGCAAUUUGCCCCGGGCCCCCAGCUAAAAGGGCCCCCAAAUAAGUAUAAAGUAAAAUAUGCAUAGAAACCACAGUUAAAUAUUCUUCCAGAAUGCAGGAAUUGCUAUUCUAGGGACUCUAGAUUUCAAAAUUUUCCUGGGGGAGAAUCUCCCUGGGACCCCCCUGAACUAUUUAAGUGCAUUGUAAAUGUUAUAAGUACGCAUUGAAAAUGUUAUAUAAACAUUCAAAACCGAUGGAAAUAAUCAGGCCUAAAAGUUCACGAAUAUGGAAAUCAAUCUCUAAAAGAGCACACAACUUCAAGAAUAUUUGACGAUAGACAAUCACUAGGGCCCCAAAUAUUAAAUUUGGCAAAUUUCUCUGUGCGGUCCUGAGUAUAGUUAUGGCAACAUAAUGAAAAGACUGAAGAGCAGAGGUGGAAAAUGUUUUUCUCUGGGAAACCGGAAACUGGGUUUAGGGCUCAAAAUUUUCUGCGAAAGAUUACAAUAUAAUAUUAAAGGGAACUGUCUUUUUUACCUUACAUGGAAUAUAUUCUUCACAAUGUGUUGUCGACUUGCUGUAUGAAACAAUAUGUCUUUGAGACUGAUAAAGCAUACAAGUCAGUCAAGAUAAAUCCUAAAGUAUAGUCAUACUAGUUACAUAGUUACAGUCUUAAAGGAUAAGAGACAAAUUUCCUACUGCAGGCCAUUUGAGGGAACUCUUCCACUGUAAUUUAGGCAUUCAGUUAGUACAUUCAAUUGGUAUUCAAUCAUUUCAAUAAUCAGGUAUUUAGUAAUUUUGAUAUCCAUUCAGUGUAAUUUUCAGAAUUAGCUAUCAAACAGAAAAUCUGAAAAUUUCUGCAAAAAUGUAGAUCGUCCAAAAUUUCUGGGAAUUAGGUUCCCAGAUUCUGAUAUUUUUCACCUGCGCUGGAGAGCUCCGUUGGUUCUAAGAAAUGUUACUACCUAAGGAAACUUUAACUAAACUAACUCCACUUGUAUUGGAUAUCUCUGUCAGUUGGUUGGCGGGGACAUUCCGUAGUCUCCGAGGGCCCUCUAGAUUUGACUUUAGCAUUUUUGAAAAAUCAGUAGAAACAACGGCUAUUUCCAUUUCAGUCUAGACGAUGCUGGCAAUUUGGCCGCAAAGAUCGACACUGCUGUUAAAAUAGACUCCAAUGGUAACUCAACAUGGCUGGCGCCGAUACAGUUAAAGAGCGAAUGCAAAAUUGACGUGAACUACUUUCCAUUCGACCAUCAAGUAUGCGACCUACGCUUCGGCUCGUGGACCUACGACGGACGUUACGUAGACAUUUCCCCUUUGACCGAGCAACUGAAUUUCUCCCAGUUAGUUGAAAACCCAGCUUGGGAUAUUAUGGAGGUUUUAGUGAUGAAAAACAUCGGCUACUACCCAGAACCUUACCCGUAUGUUAUAUAUCGAUUUGUUAUGAAAAGACGGAUUCUGUAUUAUCUUACAAACUUGGUUAUUCCUUGUGUCAUGAUUUCAUUUCUGGCAUUCCUGUCGUUUUGUUUACCCGUGCGAAGCGGCGAACGAAUUGCGUUGGUCAUCACCAUGUUACUGUCAAUGACAGUCUACAUGAUGCUCAUCUUCAACUUUAUGCCUCCAACCUCUGAAGUUAUACCGCUGGUCAGUAAGUUUUAUUUGGCAUGCAUCAUUGAGAUCGCUCUGUGCCUUGUCGCUACAUUCCUUACGAUAAAAUGGUACUACAACGAAACACCAUUGCCGACAUGGAUUGAUUUUUUUGUAAACAAAUUCCUUGCAAGUAUUUUGCUGUUUAAACAGUGCAAAUGUACAAGGGGUAAAGGAUACUUGAAGUGCAAAACGGGGAAGAACGGCCACGGGGCGUUGAAGGAAAACGACAUCAUCUCGGACGGAGGAAUGGAACUAGAAAAUAUAGCUGGGUACCCACAAGGAAAUCCUAUGUUUACCAAAAGUGCAAAAAGAUCGCUGGCUAUUAUUUCGAAUAAGAUUAAACAAGAUGAAGAAAUGAAUGCUUUGCGUCAGAAGUGGGAGUAUGCAUCCAAAGUCGUGGAUCGUCUUUUCUUUCUGUUAUUUCUUGCCUUAUUCCUGAUGACUGUUGUGCUUAUAUUAUGGACUGCAGCUGAUUCUAAAGACGAAGCCUAUAGGAAAACCUUGCUUAAAUCUCUAUAAUUUAUAUUGGCUACUAAUAGCUAAAUGGAGAAAUUAUUGGACCACUUAUUUAACCCAGGCUAAAUACUUUCUUAUCAUAGUUCAUUGAAUACUACAAUAGAAGGUUGGGAACUCGAUGAAUUAAGAGUCUAGAUCAAGGCUUGAAAACUAAAUCGCUGUCAUUUAUGUUGUCUGCUUGUAGAUUGAAGGAGAAAUUAUUGGACCAGUUAUUUAACUUGUUACAGGCUAAAUACUCUGUAUCUAUAAGCAUAUAGGUGUUGAUAGAGUACAACUGUUUGAAAAUCGAUGAAGGUACAUCAUGGAUCUAUGAUAAGGCUCGAAAACUUUGCUUAAAUCAAUGUAAUUUAUUUUGGUUUAUUUAUUUUAAUUUAAACAGACAAAGUAUUUGACAUUUUGGUUCUUGUAGUUGAGCAAUGUAGCACCACUGCAUCUGAUAAAGAUUCAGGCUUGUGGAUCGACAGCUUUGCAAUAUAACUAUACGUGAUGUUUUCCACAAAACAAAUUAGAUAGCUUAAGAUCUACGACGUCGACGUCAGCUAGGACGUCAGGGCUAAGCAGAGGACUGGCACUAGGACGUCGUCCUAAAUAAGUCGAUAGCUCAAGUAUCUACGACGUGAAAUAUUUAGGGCGGCAAGUGGAAGUAAAUUGG